Molecule: messenger RNA, 1265 nt
Organism: Rhagoletis pomonella (apple maggot)
Lineage: Eukaryota; Metazoa; Arthropoda; Insecta; Diptera; Tephritidae
Product: myb/SANT-like DNA-binding domain-containing protein 3
Exons: 3
Coding region: 486-1265 (259 amino acids)
Source: RefSeq, a predicted model, not a curated record
UGUAUACUCAAAAUUUUGGAAUGCCGAUGGGCAAUCCUCUUUCGCCAACAAUUGCUGACAUUAUCAUGGACAACCUACUUGACAAUACCAUCGCGGAGCUUAAAAACAAAUACAAUAUUGACAUAAAAUUUAUAGCGAAAUAUGUGGACGACAUCUUUGCAAUAAUAAAACUAAACGACGUGAACAAGAUUCUAGACACACUAAGGGCCGUUUGCACCAUCUCCAGUUAAGUUAGCAUUUAACUAGAGGAUAGCUAAUCUCCAGGUACCUUGAUUUGACAUUCUCGUUUUCACCAAGCUCAGAUUAGCCGACCUCCAGUUAAUUCGAUAAUUGUGAAUAUUUUGUAGAACAAUUCACAAAAACCCAUUGUGAAUGCUCAUAAAUGGGCAAACCAGCUGUGUUUUGUUUACAUUUUUGACGUGCCAUUGUAAAAAUAAAUUGGUUUUUGUGAUAAGUGUGGACUUUUAAGAUUUAUAUAGAAGAUAAUGGAUGACAAAAAGAGAAAUCGUUUGCCAAAUUUUACAAGCGGCGAUGAGUCUCCUCUUAUCACAUUGGUCGAGCGGUACGCCAAUAAAAUAGAAAAUAAAAGAAGCGACGCAGUUUCGUGGGAAGAGAAGCGAAAAGCGUGGGAAGAAAUUGACCUUAAGUUUGAGUCCCAAACUGGUAUCAGGCGCGGUCCUAAAAAUUUGCGGGAGAAGUACGAGAAUAUGAAGAAGAGAACCAGGAAGAAUUUAGCCGAUGAAAAGAGGGAGCUAUAUAAGACUGGUGGGGGCCAGUUUCAACACCGACCGGACAAAAAUACGGGCAGGCUAGCUACGCUCAUGGGCCAAUCUGCAACCGGCUUGGAAAAUUACGUAGACAGCGAUGCAAUAGUCACUUAUGAACAAGAGCCUGAGUACUUGGACGAAUCUAUGCAGAGCUGUACGGUAGAACAUCUGGACGCGGCAUUAGAAGCUAAAGAACACCGCGCCGCUCCUAUGCGACAUCCACGCUACUGCUACUAUGCGACGUCGGCGGUACGGUGUCGGCGCUGUGCUGCUACGCGACGUCGGCGCAACUCUGUCAGCGCUCUGCUAGUGGACGGCGUCGGCGCUCUACUGCUACGCGACAUCGGCGCUCUGCUACUAUGCGAUGUCGACGCUACUGCUACUAUGCGACGUCGCCGUUACGCGGGCUUGCGGUGGACUGAGGUGUGGCGGCACUCAACCCCUGAAUGGCCAAGCCUGGUAUUGCGAACAGUGUACAAGUCAAAGGCCCUUCACUAG